Messenger RNA from Histoplasma capsulatum G186AR, 1161 nucleotides. RefSeq names its product ERP1 protein. Gene Ontology annotation, cellular component: COPII-coated ER to Golgi transport vesicle; Golgi apparatus; endoplasmic reticulum-Golgi intermediate compartment. The record is from RefSeq and is a predicted model, not a curated record. Bases 63 to 746 code for a protein of 227 amino acids. The transcript has 3 exons. NCBI's taxonomy places the organism in Eukaryota, Fungi, Ascomycota, Eurotiomycetes, Onygenales, Ajellomycetaceae. Gene Ontology annotation, biological process: Golgi organization; intracellular protein transport; endoplasmic reticulum to Golgi vesicle-mediated transport.
CACGCACAAAGCUCAGGAGACUCUUCUCAAUUUCCGCUGCGGGUUUGGCUUGACUCUCCAUCAUGGCCUCCUCGCGCUCGCAGUCCUGGCUGCCGUCCUUUUUCGCAAUUGUCACGAUUCUCACUCUAUCAACUCCGGCCCACUCCCUCUACUUCUAUGUCCAGCCACGGCAGCAAAAAUGCUUCUUCGAAGAUAUGCCGCAAGGAACUUUAGUUGUUGGUAACUACAAAGCUGAAGUAUUCAAGAACGAUGUCAACGCCUACACCACGGACCCUGGCCUCACGCUUACAAUCACAGUCGACGAAACAUUUGACAACGAUCACCGUGUUGUAUUCCAACGCGGAAGUGAUACUGGACGGUUCACAUUCUCCGCUGCAGAUGCAGGUCAACACAAACUCUGUUUCACCCCAGAUCCUGGUGCCACUCAAGGAUGGCUCUCAGCUUCCCCGGCCAUAAAAUUGACUCUCGACAUGGUCAUUGGAGAAACUAGCAAAAUCGAAAGCGAAGAUAAAUCCAAGAUGGAGGACAUGGCUCACAGAGUCAAGAAUCUUAAUAGCAGACUACAAGAUAUCCGCCGAGAGCAGGUUUUCCAGCGGGAACGGGAAGCAUUAUUUCGCAACCAAUCCGAAGCAACCAAUGCCCGUGUCGUCCGCUGGACUUUAAUCCAGCUAGGCCUCUUGUCAUUAACUUGCGCUUGGCAACUUUCCCAUCUUCGAUCCUUCUUCAUUAAGCAGAAACUUACAUAAUCUGAAGAGUUUUAUUUUUACACAAUGCCGUUAUGCCUGUGGGCGUGUUAAAAUGCGUUUGGUAGAAAGGCUUCAUCUAUUUAUAAAUUUUUUUUCUUUUGAUUUUGUUUUUGCACCCCCACCCCAUCAAAAAGUGAAAGACUCCUACGGGCGUAGAAGGAGUGGUUUGUUGGGAUACUUGUACGGUUUCUAAUUGGUGAAAUGAGGCAUGUGUCCUUCAGCGCUUCCACUGUUAUUUUUGUGAAUUGAAAUGUAUAUGGAUCAUAUCAUGACCUUAUUCAUGAGUACGUCAACCCAUCCCAUGAUAUAAGGCAAAAUCAGCAUGAACUCUUCUUCUGUUCUUAUAUUAUUGUUUCUUUAUUUCCCGUUAUCUACAUGAUUUUACUCGGAUGCUCAAGUCAAAAUAAUCAAUUUU